GUUGUAGGAGUUGCUAUGGUAACGUCAGUCAGAAUGGCUCCUCCUCUUCCUCUGAUCUUUCUGCUCAUGAUUCACGGGGUUUCUAGUGCUGACUGGGGUGUGAGUUACAGUUCUUCACACAUCUGUGCACUAAAGGACUCAUCAGUGAUAAUGAACUGCACUUAUACAUACCCUACUGGACAUCAGAUCAAGAGAGUGUUCUGGACCAAAACAAAAGAUAAAAAGGAAACAGAAGAGUUUCCAGAUCUGUCUAAUGACACUGAAUACAGUCAGAGGCUUCAGUAUCUGGGAGAUAAACAGCAGAACUGCACCAUCAGACUGAGUCAUGUGACACUGAAGGAUUCACACAUGUACUAUUUCAGAUUCACCACUGAUAAAGAUGGUAAAUGGAUUGGUAAAAUAGGAGUGACUCUUACUGUUACAGAUCUUCAGGUGGAGUCUCCUGAGAGAGUGACAGAGGGAGAUUCAGUCCGUCUGACAUGUAAAAGCAGCUGCAAUCUGACUGACAGAGCAACAUUCAUCUGGUACAGAAACUCACAGAAGAUAUUAAAUGAGAGUAACAAACUCAACUUCAAGUCAGUCAGAAGAGAGGAUGCAGGCAGAUAUAGCUGUGCUGUACACGGACAUAAUCACAUCUCUCCUGCUGUUCAGCUCAAUGUCACGUACCCUCCCAGGAAUGUCUCAGUGUUGAUAAAUGGAUCUGGUGAAAUAGUGUCAGGAGAUUCAGUGACUCUGAUCUGCAGCAGUGAUUCAAACCCUCCUGCUCUGAACUUCAGCUGGUUUAAGGAGAAUGAAAGCUCAGCUGUUGGAUCUGGACAGAGUUUCAGUGCACUACAGAGUGGACGCUUCUACUGUCAGGCUCACAAUCAACAUGGAUCUCAGAGAUCAGACGCUGUAACUGUGACUGUUAAAGGACAUCUGGUGAUAUUAUACAUAUCCAUUGGAGUGGUUUGUGGAGCUGCAGUGAUCAUCAUGAUGCUGGUUUGGGGAAUCAGGAGGAUGAAAAAGAGAAAUGACACACAGGAGUCUCAGAUGGUUGAUUCCAGACCUCAUCAUGACAGACACAAAGCUUGUGAUGUUGAAUUGAGUAAUCCUGUGUAUGAGAAUGUAACGGCUGAUCAACUUGAUGAUUGUAAACCCGAACUGAACUCAUCUGUGUAUGAAAAUCUUCCACAGAACAACAAGAGACUGUAAUGUUUUGAACACACA
Molecule: messenger RNA, 1209 nt
Organism: Megalobrama amblycephala (Wuchang bream)
Lineage: Eukaryota; Metazoa; Chordata; Actinopteri; Cypriniformes; Xenocyprididae
Product: B-cell receptor CD22-like
Exons: 9
Coding region: 16-1194 (392 amino acids)
Source: RefSeq, a predicted model, not a curated record